Molecule: messenger RNA, 1248 nt
Organism: Adineta ricciae
Lineage: Eukaryota; Metazoa; Rotifera; Eurotatoria; Adinetida; Adinetidae
Source: the annotation of a GenBank genome assembly
AUGUCUGUCGAGAAAAAGCCAUGUAUCAAAUGUGGUUGUAAAAAUUGGGUACUACUAUGCGAUGGUUGUCAUAGAUACUAUUGUGUCGAACAUGUCUUGGAACAUCGUACUGAGUUGUCAACACAGUUGAAUGAUAUCGAACAGGAGUAUGAGAAUUUAAAACAAUCGUUCAAGCCUCACGAAAAACCGCAAGAACAUCCUUUGUUAUCUCAGAUUGACGUAUGGGAACAUGAUGCUAUUCUCAAAAUCCAACAUUCGGCACAGAUAGCUCGUGACGAACUCCGACAGUUACUGAAUGAGUAUAACAAUCGAAUGAAAACGGUGUUGCAGCAAUUUUCUCAGCAACUUCAUGAUGGCCGACAGGAGAAUGAUUUCACAGAAAUAGAACUUAAUCAAUGGAAAGAACAGUUACAAACUAUUCGACAACAAUUCGAAGCACCAGCUGAUAUCAAAUUGAUGCAGGACAAACAAAUACUACCGAUCUAUUUCCUAAAAGUAGCCAUAACACAAGCUCCAGUAUUGUUUUCACCAUCUUCAAUCUCGGAAUUGACCGCUGCGUCGUGCAGUGAAAUAGAAAAUGUCCAUUGUAGUUAUGAUGAUGAACUUGAUGAAACACAAUCAACUAUGACUGAUACGAAUGAUAACGUGAUUCCUCAACGUACUUGUUUAGAAAUUCAUGAACCAGCUGCAAUACUGAAAGAGGAAGAAAGAGAAACGAACCAUGAACAACAAGUUCUUCUUGAUCCAACAAAAAGUCAACAUCUCGCCGUUCUUCAUUUAUGUCCUACAAAUCAAUCGCAAAUAAUUGAAAUUCUCCCAAAACUAACCAAACAUCCUAUAGAACUUUUCAAUCAAAGAGACGAUUAUCUCAAUAAAUUACAAUCCAUGGAACAAACAACAGUCUUUGUCGAUAUAACUAAUUCAUCGGCAAAUGAACGAAUUUCUCUACUCGAUGAACUGUGUCAAUUCGACAGUAUUUCUCUUGUAUAUAUCCAAGGUAAGUCAUUUGAAGACGAUGAAGAUCGUAGUUAUGUCUUCAGACGUUAUCCAAAAAUAAGAGCAAUGUUUGAAAAUGUACAACGCCUUCUGGUCCAAUGGAGUCUUGACACUAUAAAUGAAUACCAAAAUGCGGGUGAUCGAUACAUAGAACAAUGUGAUAAAGUUCGAGCGCGUUAUUGUUUUGAAGAAGGGAUUAAACUGUAUGAAUAUUUAUCUGUAUUUCUUAAUGACAAACGACGUAUUCGUUAA